Messenger RNA from Dioscorea cayenensis subsp. rotundata (Guinea yam), 1987 nucleotides. RefSeq lists its product as uncharacterized. The transcript is spliced from 7 exons. Gene Ontology annotation, cellular component: mitochondrion. Gene Ontology annotation, biological process: mitochondrial respiratory chain complex II assembly. Bases 1022 to 1591 code for a protein of 189 amino acids. NCBI's taxonomy places the organism in Eukaryota, Viridiplantae, Streptophyta, Magnoliopsida, Dioscoreales, Dioscoreaceae. The record is from RefSeq and is a predicted model, not a curated record.
GAGAGAGAUUGAGAGACGACGAGCCAUGGAAAUGCAGGUCGCCUCCUGGGAUUCGCUCCGUAAGCAGGGCCAUGAUGAUAUUACUCUUGAUGAGAUAAAGACGGCUUUGGGUUCAAAUGAGUUGAGAAAUCAAUUGAACAGUAAAACAGCUGAAAGUAGUCAAGGUGAAGUUCUAAUUGCUCUGGGGAGAUCCAAGGCAAGUGGUCAAAAGUCAGGUCAUAAAAUCUUCCUAUCACAGUCUAAGAAAAAGGUGUAGUGUUAUUAUUAUAAGAAAUAUGGGCACAUAAGAAAAGACUGUCUGCAGAAAGACGGAAAGGGUCACCACAGGAGUAGACCAAGGAUGGUGCAAAUGUGGUUGUUGUUCGUUCUUCAGGUGAUAUUGAAACUGUUCUAUCAGUAUUCGAUUCACAAGUGGGUGGGAAAUGGAUUCUUGAUACAACUGCUACAUUUCACAUUAGUACCUCAAGUUGCGAUCUCAUUUAAUUGGUGAUUUUGAGAUGGAAGGAUUUGAGAGCAGCUAAGCAAAUUUUAGGGAUGGAGAUUGACAGAGAUCGAAAAAGUGGGAAAUUUUUUGCUUAUUGCCAAAGAACUACAUUGGAAUGGUUCCUAAGGGUUUUGGUAUGGAUCGAAUGAAACUUGUGAGCACUCCAUUAUUAGCUCACUUCGUGCUCUCAACAUAAUUGUUUCCACAAACUGAUGAUGAAAAUCAACAAAUGACUUGCAUUCAGUAUUGCAUGUAGUUAGAAGUGUGAUGUAUGCGAUGGUUUGCACCCCACCAGAUAUUUUACAUGCAGUUAAUGUAGUGAGUAGAUAUAUGUCUUCUUUUGGUGAAAAACAUUGGCAGACAGUGAAGUGGAUCCUUAAGUAUUUAAGAGGUACUGUGAAUUUGUGCAUAGUGUAUGAUCAGAGUGAUUGCUUAAGCAGUGUCACCUGCUAUAUAGACUAUAUAGACUCUGAUUAUGGCAGACAGUGUUUUGUGAUAAUCCAAGUGCCAUUCAUUUGACUAAAAAUCAAAUGUUUUAUGCAUGAACCAAACAACAUUGAUGUCAAGUGUCACUUUGUUUAUGAUCAUAUUUCACAUGGUGAUGUUGGGAUCAGUAAGAUUGCUAGUCAGGAGAACACGUUGGACAUGCUAACGAAGCUGUUGGAGGCUGCAGUGGUGGUUUCGAUUACUUGCUUAAGAAGAAAUACUAGGAAGAGGUUUAAGAAUGAUAUGGCUUCCCGCUCAAAGCUGUCAGGCAUGCAAAAGCAAGUUUUAUGUUUAUAUAGAGAUUUCCUUCGGGCAGCACGAAAGAAACCCCCAGAAGAGCGCAACAGAAUUCAGUCGAUCAUUUCAAGUGAGUUCCAUGAGAAAGCGAAGAAUAUUGAUAGGAAGAAUUUCCUCUACAUCGAAUACUUGAUGCGGCGAGGAAAGAAGCAGUUGGAGCAACUAAACAACCCUGAAACUGUUAGCCUAUCAACCUUUAAAAUUGCCUCAUCAUCAGCAGCAAUCAAUCCAUCACUUUACAAUCAAAAUUCAAACAUUUCAUCAUCGGAGUUGCAUGCUGCUGAGCCUGACAAGGAACCUGCAGCAAAGGCCACCGUCCAAUAAGUUCUUCGGUGAUUCAAACGCAAAUGCGGCUCGCCAAUUGCCGCACCAUUUUUGUUCCUAUAUGAGUUCUCCAUGGCAUUCUUUUAUACUGCAAAAUGGUCACAGAACAAACACCCAUCAAAGUUUGAGCCAGGUUAAAUUAACCAGAAGCUACUUCUUGGGUUGUUUUCCUGAGGAGUCUGGGAAUGUGCUUUUGUAGUGUUGUGCAGUGUUUCAAGCAAAGAUUGGAUGGAGACUUGAGACUCAUCUAUCACAUUUCUGUUUGAGCAAAUUAUGUGCUAUCUAAAACAUUUGUAGCUUUAGAGGACUCAUGAUAAGUGUAAUAUAUAUAUAUAUGAGGCCGCACCUUCUAUGAAUGUUCGUAUAAUUUAAUUCAAUGAAAUUUUUUAACAAUGC